Molecule: messenger RNA, 1410 nt
Organism: Esox lucius (northern pike)
Lineage: Eukaryota; Metazoa; Chordata; Actinopteri; Esociformes; Esocidae
Gene: timm13
Product: translocase of inner mitochondrial membrane 13 homolog (yeast)
Exons: 3
Coding region: 148-435 (95 amino acids)
Source: RefSeq, a predicted model, not a curated record
AGGAGACGAGGAGCGAGGAUGCACGGUUUAUUUGAUGUUGAGAUCCUCCCCUAGUUUCAAGGACAAUUUGUCGAGGUGCUUCGUGAUUUACACGUGCAGGUCCUAUCUACAUUUUUGGUUUUUUUACAGCUAAUAUUAUAAUUAGAUAUGGACGGAUUUGGCUCAGAUUUUUCAUCGGGUGCUGGGUCCGGUAAAAUGGACACCGGAACCAUCAUUGAACAAGUAAAGGUCCAGAUAGCGGUGGCUAAUGCGCAAGAGCUAUUGCAGAGAAUGACGGACAAAUGUUUCAAAAAAUGCAUAUGCAAACCUGGAAGCACUUUGGACAACUCUGAACAGAAAUGCAUUGCUAUGUGCAUGGAUCGAUAUAUGGAUGCCUGGAAUACCGUGUCCUGUGCCUACAACUCCAGGCUAAAGAGGGAAAGGGCUCGUAUAUGAACAUGAUCCUACUCUGCCAGCCAGCCACCUUUUUGCCAAGAUGUGACAGUGAAGAUGUUGGUGGCUGAGCUGAGGCUACAGGAGCAUUUCUGCCACAAUGGCACACCAACCAUCUGUGACAACACCACACAGACAAGUGUUUCAGACCCUGUGAAUGGCAGCCAUAAUGAUACUGGACAUUUUCCUUUCACUAAAAGGAUAGUUUAACAAAUGGAUAUCUUCUAUUGUUUUUAAGUCAUGAAUGAAUAAUUUUCAAAAGGAACGUUUCUCUGCAAUUGUCAUUUCAAACACUCUGUGGUCUGUUCUGCUAAAAUGUGUGGGUGAAAAAGAAUACAAUCGGUUCCUACAAGGCUUUUUGGCAGGCCCCCACUAUGGGAAAUGUGAUUUCUGGUUAAGGGGGUUGGUCUAGGGUAAAAUAUACAAUCGAGCAUGUUACAAUUUGAGUAACUUAGUUUUACCAGUUAGGUUUAUGGAUCAGUGUUUGGGCCCAGUUAACUUUAUUCCUCAAGUUUAGGUUAAGUAAGGUUUAGUGCUAAGGAAUACAGAACAUGGUUUUUUUGGUUAAGGUUUAAGGUCCCCGCAAGGAUAGAAAAACAAAUUGAUUCCUUGGGUUUGGCGAGGUGUCAAUGACCACCACAACCUUUCUCUAUGAGACCUAGUUUCUUUCCUGUGGAAGAAUUGACUUCAUAUUUUAGGGCCUGACACUCAGACCAACUAAACAGUCUUAUCAGGAUUGUAAAACUUGCUUUCCAAUUCUCACCACCGCAUUAUUGGUCUGUUUAACUGCUCUGCAGCAAUUUUUUGGAGAAACAGCUGCUCUUUGCAUUUGUUAUUGUGACUUGUGAAGGCAAUUAAAUGAUUGGCCUGUGAACGCUAAAAGGUGGCUGCUGAUCAGAGGACUCCGAUGUGUGUUAGUCACUGACCCGAAUGGCCCUUUUCACUUGUUGAAAAGUUAAUAAAUCCCAAUGAUCAAGA